CAAGCAGGAUUUUGCAUAAGGCAGGGAAGGAGAUAGAGAGAUUUAAAGGGGAAAAAAAGUAAAAGGGAAAAUAAUUCUGAUCGACGCUUAAAUAAAACCUACAGCAUAUCUGAUUGUAUGGGAGAAGCAACAAAGCGGGUCCGAUCGGAGAUAAAUCGAUGAUAAAGCUGGAACCGGGAUCCAGCUCCACCAUGACGGACAGCAUCAUGAGCAAAGCUGCCACGAUGGAAAUCCCCAUCAACAGCAACGGAGACACGAGGACGUCUGAAGAUGACAGUCUUGAGCAGAUUCACUGGAGCUUAGAGAGGAAGGACCUGCAGCAGGUGAUGGUGUCUGGGCCGAACCUGAACGAGACGAGCAUCGUGUCGGGGGGGUACGGAGGAUCGGCCGAGGGCAUCAUCCCCACCGGCUCCAUCAAAGGCCCAGCUAUACUUUUCAACGAGGAAUAUUUUGAAAGGAGAUGCGGAAACACCCCCAAGCCAGACCUUCGCUCCAAGCCUAGGGACUUUCCACCUAUUCAUUCAGCGGCUGGUCGGGUCUCACGCCAGCCUGAUCAUUACCCAGCUCCCAGCAUGCACCACAGUAACAGCAAUCCGAGCAUGAUGGCGGAGGAGGCCACACGGGGGAUUGCAGUGGAGAAAUUCGACAGUAUGAAGAAAUGGAGCAUCAAUACUUAUAAGUGCACGAAGCAGAUGUUCUCGGAGAGGUUUGGUCGCGGCUCGCGGACCGUGGACCUGGAGCUGGAGGCUCAGAUCGACGUGCUGCGUGAAACCAAGCAGAAAUACGAGCACAUCCUGAGACUGGCGCAGGCGCUCACUACGCACUUCUACGACGUAGUGCAGACGCAGCAGGCGCUGGGAGACACGUUCUCCGAUCUGAGCCAGAAAUCUCCAGAACUGCAGGACGAGUUCGGCUACAAUGCAGAGACACAAAAGCUGUUGUGUAAAAACGGAGAGACGCUAUUGGGCGCAAUCAACUUCUUCGUGUCGAGCAUCAACACGCUGGUGAACAAAACCAUGGAGGACACGCUCAUGACCAUCAAGAUGUACGAGAACGCAAGGUUGGAGUAUGAUGCCUAUAGAACAGACCUGGAGGAGCUGAGUGCUGGCCCGCGUGAUGCGGCUGCGGUGGUGCGUAUCGAAUUCGCCCAGCAGGAGUACCAGAUCCACAGAGACAAGUACGAGAGGCUACGGAGUGACGUCACCAUCAAACUGAAAUUCCUGGAAGAGAAUAAGGUAAAGGUGAUGCACAAGCAGCUCCUCCUCUUCCACAAUGCCAUCUCGGCCUACUUCGCUGGCAACCAGCAGCAGCUUGAACAGACUCUCAGGCAAUUCAACGUCAAGUUGAAGCGUCCCGGUUCGGACAGACCGUCGUGGCUGGAGGAGCAGUAACGAACCGGAAGACAGUUAAUCUCAGCCGCUAGAGACUCAGACAGGCUGGAGGAUGGAGUGGUGUAUGGAUUGUGUUGGCAGAUGUCAUGGGUUUGAAUUGAAGAAAGGAUUCAAUGUUAUCAUGGUGUAAAAGAUGUAGUUUAUAUUUAAAGGCAGGUUUUAUCUUGAGGAAUGAGAAAGGAGAGAUGCCUCCCAUGCCUUUUGUCUUUGUAUUGAAUUUAUUUUGUCAUGCAAAGUAAAGUGGAACAUAAUCGCAUUUUUGUCUAUAUACAUACUGUAUGACAGACCUUAAUUUUAUUGUAGAGUGGGCCGUAUUCCGAGUUGUAUCCUUAGUAAUGAGGAUUUAAUACUGAUAUUGGUAAAAGCCCACAUGAAUGAUAUUAGUUCAAGCGGGAAACAGUAUUAAGUCUGGCUCCACUGCCUGAAAUUAUGCAAUAUGAAUAAUACAUCAGACUAAAAUUGAUGUUUUGGGCUGUAAUUAUGAAAAAAAAGGAAAGGUUACCCAAGGUCAAUUUUUAAAAUAGUUAAAUAAAUAUAACACUAUUAAUCAAUUUAGCAUAUUAUCUAUUUGAAGUCAUUUAACUGUCAGAACAGGAUAUAAUGUAUAUUAUAAAAAAAUAUAUAUAUAUAUAUAAAUACCUGGAUGUGCCGGAUCAAGUGCAAUUUUAUAGAUUUCUUAACAAUGAUGGUAAAAAUUAAACCAACAUUUUCAGUAAUGUGGUUUUUGCAUCUAUGAGGGAUGUUCAAGUGAAAUCAAAACUUUUGCUGGCGCAAAAUACAAGGUUAUGGAGUUAAAUCUAGCUUUAUUUCUCUAUAUAGUCCCCUGCAAAACUAAUGCACUCAUCUCACCUGAGGGUUUCUCUAGUGCUUAAAUAACUUCAACCACGAUCGGACUGCCUGCUUCACGUCUGACACGCUGGCCUCCCAGAAACAACAUGUGGAAAUGGCUUGGAGCGAGGUCAAGACUGUAGAAGGGAUGUGAGUUCCUGUAAUCUGCAAGUGGUGAUGGUGAUGAUUACAGUAUGUCUACAGUUCCCACAGACAGAUGCAUCUCUUCUGCACUGGACUCAGAGCCACCUCGGCUGGGAUCGUCAUUCACAGACAUACAGCCUUCGUUAAAACGUUUUGCACCAUUUAAAUGUUUUACUGCGGCUUAGAGUCUCAUCACCAGACUGUGAUUGAAAUCGUCUGCAAAUGCCAUCACAAGUCCCACUUUCACUUGAAUGCCCCUUGUAGGUUUAUUUAGCAUCAUCAUAUUAGUCUUAGAUGUUUAUUUUUUAGAUUUUAAAGACACUUUUUCAAAAAUGUUAUUAGUCAUCAAAUUAGCCUUUUUUUUUUUUUUUUAUUUAUCAUAGUUUAUUGUCACUUGCUUUAAUGUUGCCAAGUGCUUGCAUUUAAAAGCAGUCUUCUAGGCCCAUAUAGCCAAGAACAGUCUAGAAACCUUGGAAGUGUGAAUUACACACACGUGAUCUUGAAAAAUCUAAAUGGAAAGCCCAGAAAAUCUACUUAAGUGCCUGCAUGGUCACAUUCUGCACACAUGUAGAUCGCCCUUCAUAAACAUUAAUGUAACCGUUAGACUUUUAGACUCACCAACUCUGUAUACGGCCCAGUGACGGAAAGCGUGUGUAUGUGCACAGGAGUUUUCUCUGGUACGGUGCUUCAGAUUUGAGGCAUGCCAUGGAUAACUGUUUACAGUACAUGUUCUCAAAGGUUUAUUCAUGUAUAUUCUUGUGUAAAUUACAGUGUAAAGUCCCACAUAUCAAAUUAAACACAGUUUAAAAAA
This is a messenger RNA of Clarias gariepinus (North African catfish), 3174 nucleotides long. It is a transcript of the gene arfip2a, whose product is annotated as ADP-ribosylation factor interacting protein 2a. Gene Ontology annotation, molecular function: protein domain specific binding; phospholipid binding. Bases 159 to 1391 code for a protein of 410 amino acids. Gene Ontology annotation, biological process: intracellular protein transport; regulation of Arp2/3 complex-mediated actin nucleation. The transcript is spliced from 11 exons. The record is from RefSeq and is a predicted model, not a curated record. NCBI's taxonomy places the organism in Eukaryota, Metazoa, Chordata, Actinopteri, Siluriformes, Clariidae. Gene Ontology annotation, cellular component: trans-Golgi network membrane.